GAUCUUUCAACUUGAAACGAGAAAGCAAAGCAGCACAAACACAAAACGGGAAAAGGGUAGCAUUUGUCAUCGGUAUAGCAUCAUUGCAGUAUCUGAAGCAAGUGUGCAAGCGAAGCGAAGAUGCCCAAAGAGCUGUAUUACAAGAAAAGGAAGAAGACCAAACAUGACGAUGCUACUAGUAGUGAUGAGCAUAGCUGUACAUGCUGUAGCUGUAAAAGCAAGAAAUCGUUGGUCUUCAAGUUGUUGAUGGUGGUGGUCUUGGUCGUUCCGCUGCCAUUUUUGGGGUUGGGGUUUUUUCUAGGCUGGGGGCCUUUUCAGGAAGCAUUUCUGCAAUCCAUUACUACUAUUACCACUGCUUCUUCUAGUAGUAGUAAAACCAAGUUGGUGCUGCCCAUGCCCACCAAUGAUUUGAUCCACCAAGCCAUGGCAUUUGUUCAAUCCCGCGAACAAGCUUAUGACAACGACCAAAUCCAUGCCCGUUGGAAGAUGCGAGGACACGGCCAUUUGUACCAUUAUCACAAUCUCACAUUGGCUGCCUUUCUACAUACACAACAAGAAGAAACGGCAGUUUAUAUUUUCAAUGUCCAUCCUGCCACUUCACACUCUUUUCAAGACUGUCACUUGCUCUCCUUGUGGGCCAGAGUCAAUGGACCGGAAGUAUGGGCUGGAAAACCACAGCCCAUCAAUAUUACUACAAGUACAAGUACAAGUACUACCAAUGGCAAUACCAAUAAGUACAAGUGCUACUGGAAAUUCCAAUUUGGAUUUGGAAAGCAUUCAUUGCUGCCUGGAAAUUACAGGGUCGAUGUCAAACUCGUGCAAUGGAAUGGCAUGGCACCGGUACAUCUCUACGACACAUACGAACAAUCACCCGAAUUGAAUGGUCAAACGUCCCAAUGCGCGGACGUUCAUCAAGGACAAUUCAUUUCCCAACAAGCCUAUCAAACGGCUCCCUUCAACACCAGUCUCAUGGGAUUCAAACUAUAUACUCCACUCUCGGGAUGUUGCGAAAUGUGUCGACGGACUCCCUUUUGUCGAUAUUGGGCCACACCACCGCAUCAAUUGCCACGGCCAAACAUGGCCGAAAAUGGAUGCGAAUUGUUCUUGACAAAUACAAUUACCACUACCACAACUACGACUACUACUGCCAAUUGGAUACAUGUACUGCAAUUCAAUGAAUCGGAGGACGUACCACAACCACAUAUUCUAUACAAUAUGAUUGGACGCCAAAACAGUAUCAUUGCACAAGAAAAAAGAGAACAAGCGGCCAAAGAAAAAGCCAAUAAUAAUCCACAACUACGACAGCGAUCCAGGCGUCGCUUGAAUGUCAUGACAGCCUGGGGAAGUGUCGACCAAAUUAAUAAUGAUCAAGUCGCAUACUUUUUGGGAUGUGGAUGGAGUUUUCAUCAUACUCUGGAAUUCCCAUGUCUAUCGGCGGAUUGGGAUGAUCAAGUAUUCAUGACACAAUCCGUGCUUUCCAUUCCCAAUACUGACACCACAGCAACCACAACGACAACGACACCACAACUCCCACUUUGUGAAGCACAGGACGAGUUCGUGACUACCAAUACCAACCAAUACAGUCUCGCCAAUCAACGAUAUCGGCUCGGAAACACAACCACUUCUGCCGCUGCAGCUGAUUCCAGCUUGACGAUCAUGCCGACUGGUGUGGGACGAUGGGUCCGCAAACCCACACCCACCAAGGACGUUUGUCCUAUGCCUUACGAAAAUUUGGAUGGAAUAUAUAGUCAACGCAAUCCCAUUUCACGACCCGACCCCGAUCGACCCGCAUGUUGGUAUCGCGAAGAUCUCACACCAAUCAAUCAACAAUGCAAGGAAAUCAAUUGUCAUCUCAUUAAACCGGAGCACAAAUGGAAUGCAUCCACGCUCCAACACGAACGAGACUGGAUGGGUGUAUGGAACAAUUAUCAUUGUGAUUACACAGAAUUUACCAAUCGACAAUUAAACGAGUGCUUUCAAACCCGACAAAUUUCCGCCAUUGAAGUAGACGGAGCAUCCAUUGCCGCCAUGAUGAAGAAUUAUUUUUUGGCAAGAUUGGCCAAUGUAACACUGGUACAAUCACAACAACAAGGCAGUACUACGAAGCACGUGUGGGUCAAAUCCUUGCAAUGGCCUCAUCUUCUGUGGCAACAAAGUGUGGAAAUGUGGGAAACCACGUUGCAAAAGGAACCGGACGCCAAGGAGCACGAAAUCAUGCUUUGGGUGACACCCUUUUUUGCCAGCAGUGAACGGGAACCCUACGUGCAUCUCGAACGAGUCUUGCAAUUCAUGAAUGUCGCCGAACGAAUACUGACUCCCAAGGGGUAUCAAAUGAUUAAUCUAUUUGAUCCGUCGGCGGCUUUUACGUAUGACACGGGAGGACAAGGGGAUGGAUUGCAUGUUGUGGGGCCGCCCAUGAAGGUCGCCGUGACCAAGGUGUUUCAUCAUUUGUGUUCCAAAGUCGUCAAGGGGACUCGGAUCUGAGUAUUUAGGCAUCGUCAAUGAUUUCGGUACCGUAGGCCUUCGAAUAAACCCGAGAAACUGUUUCUCAUCCCAGAAACACAGUUCUGCAAUCUCGCCCAGCCCGACAACAGAAGAAUGUCCACUCUGCGCAGUGGUACCACUCCCCAUUCAAUUAAGUUGUGGAAUAUGACAUGGAAUUUUUGCCACAGAAAAUUCCGCCUUCACACUCCCAAUCCACAUAUACCAGAGACUUCUUGGUGUUGGGAUGACUCAACUCAGUCCCAACACUCAUCAAGUUUCAACGAAAGGCUCCGGAAGCAAUACGGGAGCCCCCCAAUGCAAUCAUUACGAAUACUGCAGCAGCUGACUGCCACACGGGGAUAAUAACCACGACAAGCUAGCUAAGCAAAGCAAAGCAAAGCAGAAACGCGCGAUAUUGGGAUACAAACUCAUCAUCAGAGCAGCGUCCAAGUCGACAACUUUCAGUGUUUGUCCGGGAUCACUGCAUGAUAGCUGCUGCUGCAACGAUUGUGCCUUCAAAAAACUGUGGAGCAGCGUUGUAGUGGGGUGGCUGGCCGUCUACGGUUUCAAUACUGAUGUUGAGUUGUGGGAGUGGAAUUCUGUCCAUGAGAGUUGCUAGUUUGCUGCCAGCCGUCAACUUGAAUGGCUGGGAUUUGCACUGGGUUGGCUGCUUUGGGGAGUGCUUGCUUCCUCGUAGUCAUGGAAAGAAGGUUCUCAACAGCGCAGGCUUGAAACUAUGCACACAUAGGGAUCUGGACUUGGAGUGUCUAUGCAUCUCUCGACGGCGUUGGCUUGAAACUAUGAUAUAUACGGAGGGAUGUUGACUUGAAGUGUCUAUGCACCGCCAUCACAAUCGCAAACAACAACACAACAAUGGACGAAGCUCGUGAUCGGUAACACCGACUACUGUUGCUUCUAAUAGAACAACAAACGUUUCGGCCUCCGUACCGUACCGCUAGUAGCUAAGCAUGCAAACCAAAGAGGAGAUGCAGCGACUAACGACAUCAUGAAGAGGGAGAGUGUUCAAAAGUUCAAGAGAGACAGAGAGGAAUAGCUUAGACUUGGAAGUCGACUACUACGAACUGGACCUUGAGGUCAUCAGGCUUGCAUUCGUCUUUGCCCUCGCAGCCAAGACCACUCUACAUUAUUAUGGAUCGUCUUUGACGGCGGACUCGUCCCUUCACUCUGCACCUCCUCAGAGCGAGCUUAGCUCUCCCCCUGCCCACGGCUUGCACCUACCUGCCGCACCCGCGUUCGCACGAUGCAUGGAGGCAAUACUACGUUUACGUUGACCACUGCUGCCCCGUUGACUCACAAACGCGUCGCGUUGUUCUUCUGCGGUGCAGCCUGCAAGAAGCAUCAUCAAAACUCUUCACGAAGCAAGUAUCCAGCAUGCUGGAUCGUAAUGCAAUAAGAUCCUUGCA
Seminavis robusta is the source of this 3908-nucleotide messenger RNA. NCBI's taxonomy places the organism in Eukaryota, Bacillariophyta, Bacillariophyceae, Naviculales, Naviculaceae. The record is from the annotation of a GenBank genome assembly.